Fukomys damarensis (Damara mole-rat) is the source of this 887-nucleotide messenger RNA. It is a transcript of the gene Tcf23, whose product is annotated as transcription factor 23. Gene Ontology annotation, biological process: regulation of transcription by RNA polymerase II; developmental process. The record is from RefSeq and is a predicted model, not a curated record. The transcript is spliced from 4 exons. Bases 96 to 704 code for a protein of 202 amino acids. NCBI's taxonomy places the organism in Eukaryota, Metazoa, Chordata, Mammalia, Rodentia, Bathyergidae. Gene Ontology annotation, molecular function: protein dimerization activity; DNA-binding transcription factor activity, RNA polymerase II-specific; RNA polymerase II transcription regulatory region sequence-specific DNA binding.
CUGUGGGCUUGAGCCGCCAAGCUGAAGCCGCGGGUCCCGCACGGGGCGGUCGUCGGGUCAGCCGUGGACCAGGGGAGGCCCGAGGGCCACCAGCGAUGCCAAGAGUGGAGCACGGCCCGGCGAAGGCCAAAACGCGGCGGCUGCCAGGCACUGAUAGGAAGAGGCGCCACCUCAGCAGGACAAGGCAAGACCUGUGGGAAGAAACCAGCUGGAGGGACCAAAGAUGGAGCCGAGCUGCCCCCAGCCCUGGAGAGGCCAGGGCUAGGGGCCCAGCUUGUGGCCGGGGCGAGGCCAGUCCUGAGAAUGCAGCACGGGAGCGCAGCCGGGUGCGGACCCUGCGCCAGGCCUUCUUGGCCCUGCAAGCCACUCUGCCCGCCGUGCCACCCGACACCAAGCUCUCCAAGCUGGACGUGUUGGUGCUGGCCACCAGCUACAUUGCACACCUCACUCGCACUCUGGGCCACGAGUUGCCCAGCCCCGCCUGGCCACCCUUCCUGCGUGGGCUCCGCUACCUGCACCCACUCAAGAAGUGGCCCAUGCGAUCUCGUCUCUAUGCCGGAGGCCUGGGAUGCUCUGGCCUUGACUCCACAGCAGCCAUCACCUCUGGCCGAAGAACAAAGGAAGCAGAGGUGGGGUCCCAAGUCUCUGGAGAGGCAGAUGUUCUCCUCACCAUGCCCCUCUCGCCUGCUCUUGUUGACAAAUGACGGUCACACUCAUCCCAUUCCCCUACACUUUAACUCUCGAUUAGGGACCUGGAGUUGGUACCAGCCCCUACCUGUCUUCCCUCUGACUCUCGGCCAGUGGAUUUGACUCAGGCCCAGCUUCCGAGUUCCAGCAGGCAGACCGGGGCAGGCAGUAGGCACCUCAGUGGUGAAGAGUUCCCAGGA